Ochlerotatus camptorhynchus is the source of this 871-nucleotide messenger RNA. RefSeq names its product collagenase-like. The coding region runs from base 1 to 828 and encodes 275 amino acids. The transcript has 2 exons. Gene Ontology annotation, biological process: proteolysis. Gene Ontology annotation, molecular function: serine-type endopeptidase activity. Lineage: Eukaryota; Metazoa; Arthropoda; Insecta; Diptera; Culicidae. The record is from RefSeq and is a predicted model, not a curated record.
AUGAACUCCUUGGCGCUCACAGCUCUUCUACUGGUGGCAGUUGCCUCAGCAUCGGUAAUCCCGAAUCGCGAGCAGCGUGUUAUUGGUGGAUCAAUUGCUGCAACCGGACAGUUCCCGUAUGCAGUGGGAUUGAUCACUCGAAUUAACGUGCUCCUCUCCGGUCAAUGUGCUGGAUCCCUGCUGUCGAACAGAUAUAUUCUGACCUCGGCUAGCUGUGUCAAUGGAAUCCAGAGCGCCGUUGCCGUUAUGGGGGGAAUUCUUCUAGAGGAUCCAUCUGAACCAGGUCAAGUCCGCUCGACUGUUACCCAGUUCAUCGUCCACAACGGCUACAUCGAGGGAACGGAUGACUUUGAUGUUGCGUUUGCCGUAUUGCCAAUUCCAAUUUCUUUUACGGAAACUAUUCGCCCGGUCCGUUUGCCAAACCGUCGUCAAGUAGAAUCGACCUUUAACGGCCAGCAAGGUACCUUCAUGGGAUGGGGACGGUUCGGUGAGGGAACCAGCAACUCCCAUGUUCUGCGCUUCGGCCGCUCGCAAGUCAUGACGAACCUUUCGUGCCGUUUGAGUUUGCCAACGAACCCGAUCCUGGACGAACACAUCUGCACGGAAGGGUUUGACGAGGUGGCCAACAGGGGAGCACCAUGCCAGGGAGACAGCGGUGCCCCGUUGACCAUUACCGAUGCCGACGGCCUGACCACUCUGAUUGGCGUGUUCUCGUUCCACUCGAUCUUGGGAUGCGACAGUGGUAGGGCUAGCGUGUUUACUCGCAUGUCUUCGUAUCUCGAUUGGAUCGAGAACAAUUCGGAUAUUGUGAUUCCGGAUAACUUUUAAUGAUAUUUUUUUUUAAUUUAAACUUGAUCGAAUAAAAUAAGUA